AUGUCGAUGUCUGGGAGCAUGACGCAAGAGCGGCGGAACGAGGUGAUGGAUUCGUUUCGGAAGGGGCAUUCGCGAGUGCUGAUCGCGACAGACAUCUGGUCGAGGGGGAUCGAUGUGCAACAGGUGAGCCUGGUGAUCAACUACGACGUGCUGAACGAGCAGGAGUCGUACUUACAUCGCAUUGGCAGGAGCGGGAAGUUUGGACGUAAGGGAGUGGCGAUCACGUUUGUGACGUCGGGGGACAUGGGAGCGCUGCGUUCCAUCGAAAGGAUCUACGCGAUGCAAAAUUUGGAACUGCCGAGCAAUGUCGGAGACUAUCUAUAA
This is a messenger RNA of Chondrus crispus (carragheen), 324 nucleotides long. RefSeq lists its product as hypothetical. The transcript has a single exon. Gene Ontology annotation, molecular function: RNA helicase activity; mRNA binding. NCBI's taxonomy places the organism in Eukaryota, Rhodophyta, Florideophyceae, Gigartinales, Gigartinaceae. The coding region runs from base 1 to 324 and encodes 107 amino acids. Gene Ontology annotation, cellular component: catalytic step 2 spliceosome; nucleolus. The record is from RefSeq and is a predicted model, not a curated record.